CUUGUCUUUGCUUUGAAAAUUGCAUAGAGCAAGGAAAAUUGAAAUUUUUUUGAAACUCCGAAGUUAUUUUCUUAUUCCUCUUGUGUAAUAAAUUAAAAUGGAUGGAAUAUCUAGCUACAGCGUAUUUAUAGCAGCUCACAAACCACAACUAGUGCUUUCUGGAGUCCCAGAGCAUUUCUGGCAAACUUUAUGUAAGAAACUUAAAGAUCAAAUAUUCGACUCGGGUAUAUCGUUUCAAUUGGUAAAAAUUGACUACGAAGAUGUCGAGAAAGAGCCGUUCGAUCCUCUAUGGAGCGUGAUUUCUAUUAGAGACAUUGAUAGAACAGACUCCAGCAAUAUUUAUCUCAUCGAUCACGCGUGGACUUUCAAGGCGAACAGCAUUCGAAAUAACCUAAGGAACGUGCCGGCGCUGUUAGAAAGAAUGUGUAAUCUUAUGCAGAUUACUUUAGAAACAACGGAAGAACAGAUAGACGAGGUGUCACGGCGUGUUUGGAAAUACGCCAACACAUACGCUCUUGAAAGUGAGGAGCUGUCAGUGGAAGACAGAGUGCCAGUGUGGUAUGUAAUGGACGAACUAGGUUCGGGCAUCACUCACUCGGAUAGUCCAAAUUUUCGCAUGGUACCUUUCAUACACGUCCCAGAGCAACUUACUUAUACUCUACUUUUUCCAAUAGAGAAUGUUGAUGAAGGGGAUAUUGUCACAAGGAAUUUUGUUGAAGGCCAAUAUUCAGACCCUCUGCAAAGAGAAGCAAUGCUUAUUCCAUGGAGAUAUUAUGAGCACUUUGAUGAAAGCUUCAGUCAAGAGGAGCCUGAUGUAAAUUAUUUUUUAUCAGGUCACAUUGUGGAAACUCUUCCAGAAUUAGAACUGUUGGCAGACAGAAAUCUACCAAACACACUCAAAGUGUACUCAGAGUAUGAAUACAUUAACCAGUAUUUGACUGCCCCUGAAUUUGAAAUAGUUGACAAUGAAAAUGAUGCAGAUAUUCUAUGGUUUGUAAAUCAUUUCAAAACUUACAAGGAAUUAAGUGUUAACUCUCCACAAAAGUUUGUAAAUCAAUUCCCAUUUGAAUAUGUUAUCACAAUCAAGGAUCUAUUAGCAAUUGUAGCAAGGCGAGUUCCAAAAACCAAUAUUGAAAUUAAUGAACUUGAGACCUUACCAGUUUGGUUACCAACUACAUUAAAUAUGAAAACAGAACUGCCCAAAUUGGUAGCAUAUUACAUGCAAAGGAAAACACAAGGUUUGGACAAUCAUUGGAUCUGUAAACCAUACAAUCUUGCUAGAGGUCUCGACACUUAUAUCACCGAUACUUUAGAUUUUCUGUGCCGUCUCCCGCUAUCUGGACCUAAAAUAGCUCAAAAAUAUAUAGAAAACCCUGUGCUUUUUGAUAGGCCUGAAGUAGGAAAAGUAAAGUUUGACAUUCGUUAUGUGAUCCUAUUAAAAUCAGUGAAUCCUACAGAAGUUUAUAUUUAUAAGAACUUUUUCUUAAGAUUUUCCAAUAAAGCUUUUGCUAUGGAAAACUUUGAAGAUUAUGAAAAACAUUUCACUGUGAUGAAUUACACUCAAGGAGCGCCUCUAUUUAGAUUACUAUGUAAAGACUUUAAAGAGGCUUGGUCUAAUCAGUAUGAGAACUAUGACUGGGCUGAAGUAGAAAAAUCUAUUUUCAAUAUGAUCUCAGAAUUAUUUAUUGGGGCUACUUCAAAAGAGGCCCCAUGUGGUAUUGCAAAGAGCCCACAAUCAAGAGCGGUGUAUGCUGCAGAUAUUAUGCUAAGUUGGCAGAAGUGUAAUAAGGAUGAAUUUAUGCAACCUAAGUUAUUAGAAGUAAACUGGAUGCCAGAUUGCCGUAGAGCAUGUGAAUAUUAUCCUGAUUUCUAUAAUGACAUAUUUUCAGUACUAUUUUUAAAUAAAGAUGUAAGCACAUGUACUAAGAUUUUGUAAAUAUAGUAAAAAAAAAUUGUUUAUCAUCAAUUACAGUGUUACAAAGUGCCCUGCUUAGUCAAUUUAUUAAAGUUUUCUGGUGUUUUUAUAAAAUUAUACACAAAGAAAUGUUA
This is a messenger RNA of Maniola jurtina (meadow brown), 2049 nucleotides long. It is a transcript of the gene TTLL12, whose product is annotated as tubulin--tyrosine ligase-like protein 12. Gene Ontology annotation, biological process: protein modification process. The coding region runs from base 98 to 1936 and encodes 612 amino acids. The record is from RefSeq and is a predicted model, not a curated record. Lineage: Eukaryota; Metazoa; Arthropoda; Insecta; Lepidoptera; Nymphalidae. The transcript has a single exon.